Apis cerana (Asiatic honeybee) is the source of this 3361-nucleotide messenger RNA. RefSeq names its product dynein axonemal intermediate chain 4. Gene Ontology annotation, cellular component: axonemal dynein complex. The record is from RefSeq and is a predicted model, not a curated record. Gene Ontology annotation, molecular function: dynein light chain binding; dynein heavy chain binding. NCBI's taxonomy places the organism in Eukaryota, Metazoa, Arthropoda, Insecta, Hymenoptera, Apidae. Gene Ontology annotation, biological process: cilium movement.
AUUUUAUUUAAAUCCAUCACUUGAUUAACGCCGUAUCUUACUCAAUUGUACGAUUACUUUUUAUCGACUGUGCAUUUAAUACAAUUCGAUCAAGUUCCAUAAUGUCUUAAUAGAGUACGUGGUGGAUACAAUUUAAAUAGAAUGAAAGCUGAUGAAUUAGAAUCCUUACAUCUUCCCUCGAGGGGUCAUAGUAGCAGAUUUGAAAGUCCAGUUUCAUCAAAAUUCAAGCUCAGCAGCACAGGAAAGACACGCAAGAUUGCCGGCAAAAACCUAACCUCAGUUAUUUUACAAAAUCGUCAGAGUUAUCGCAUAAUAGAAGAUGACGUCGAUGUUACUCCAAAGUUAUUAACCCAUCCAAUUUAUAGUUCAAUCGAUGAAAAGCAAAUAACUGCAUUUGAAGCAAUUGGAUUGUCCCAAACCGCCAGCAUCGGACAACUAUCUAUCAUUUCCGGUAUAAAAAGUACAUCUACAAUUAUCAGAACAUCCUCGCUUCCUUCUGGCACUGUAGUAGCUGAUGAUAUCUUAUUUGAAAGUUUAUUAUCUACUCAAAUUGAUGAAUAUAUAAAUGAAAAAGAAGAAGCUCCUCCUCAAUUUUAUCUAUCUAGUGACGAUCCAAAUAUUUUUUUGACUCGACCUGAAAGUGUAAAACUCUGUUUGAAAGAAACAGAGACCUUUUUUAUUUUUGAAUUACAACCUCGGGUAGCUGAUUUACAUACACCGGAAGGUAUAAAAGUUCAAAAAGAAAAUGAGAAUUACGAAUAUAAAACAAUUGGACCUGGUUCACAUAGGAAAUUAGUAGAGAUUGAAACUCAAACUAUACAGAUACUUAUGAGAUCUCGAGGAACGUAUCUUAGUAGAAAAAGACGUGUAAAUGAGGGAAUGUUCGUAAAUAAUUGGGUGAUACAUGAUACAUAUGCUGAACCUGAAUUGAUACUCGAAAAAAAUGGUUUAUUUGUAGUACAUAGAAAGGAAUCUAUACAAAAGAUGUUAGAAGCGCAGAAUUUGAGAUCUAAAUUACCAAAGUCUGAAAUAGUCGAGAUGCCUACCCUUCUUCAAGAGCAGAUAUAUAUAUUCCAGCACGAUAAUUUUCGGAAUGCUGUGCGAAUAAUGGAGAGUAUAAUAUCGCACAACAUUUUCAUUGAUGCUCAAAAACGUUUUACCGGUUUAAUCAAGCAAGAUCCAUGUAGCCUUGAUUUAGAGUUCACAUAUAGUCUGGAUCUUCUUUGGAUUCAUAGCUCUGAAGAAACUUUGGGAAGGCCAGUAGCUUCUUUGCGUUGGAAUUAUGUUAACAGAAGCAUUUUAGCUGUAGGAUAUGGAGCGCGAGAUAAUUCAGAAAUUAAAAAUGGCCUAGUUUUUCUUUGGUCUGCGAAAAAUCCUGGCAAUCCAGCACGUCGAUAUUUUUUCAAUACUCAGGUAUCAGAUCUCGAUUGGAGUCGUGAUCGACCAAAUUUACUCGCUGUUGGCUUUUAUAAUGGCGAAAUCCUGGUAAUCGAUGUGAGUAAACCAGACAUCAAUAUUAUACGACGAAGUCAAAAGAGUAUAAGCUCUUCAAAUUCUCCGCACUGGCAAGUUCAAUGGUGGCCAGGUGAUGAACAAUAUGAUUUCGAAGAACAAAUUUAUACAUGUAAUGAAGAUGGUUGCAUUUUCUGUUAUCGAUAUGUCGAAGAUUUUGUUUCGAUGACAAUUAUGAAAGUUUUUAGAAUAGAAGGAACAUUGCCAGGUGUUAAGAGAACUGUUCAAUGUGACUUUUUCGGUGUAUCUAUUAGUCGAAGUCCUGGCGCAUUAGUAUUACAAAAGCAUCCUACUUUGAGUAAUAUCUAUUUUAUUGGUUCAGAUGAAGGUUGUAUUUAUAAAUGCUCAACAAAUUAUUUAUAUCAAUAUAUAGAUAAUUUUCUAGCGCAUGAUGGACCAGUUUAUUCAAUGAUGUUUUCUCCAUUUUGUGAAAAAAUAUUUUUAACCUGUGGCGCUGAUUGGUGUAUUCGAAUUUGGGCAGAAGGGCUAACAGACCCAUUGAUCACUUUGUCUACGACGAUGGCAUGCGUUCGAUACGCAGUUUGGUCUCCAAUUCAUUCCACGAUUAUAGCGAGUAUCGUCAACAAUGAAAUCUGCAUAUGGGAUAUUAGACGGAAAAUAUACAAACCUGCCUCAGUGACAAUAUCACCUAAUAGCGCUAGAUUUGUUAUGAUUAAUUUUACGGCGAAUGGUAAUCAACUUGCAGUAGCGAAUAUAGAGGGUGCCGUAUAUUUAUAUAAUCUCGAAGGAAUGCCAUUUCCUCCUUAUAAUCAGCAACGUGUGUUGAUAGAUUCAAUCAAAAGAGCUCUGGUUACGAAACCAAUAAUUUUAAAAAACUUGAAGAAACUUGGAUCACCAUUUUCAUAAAAAGAAAAUAAGAUUAUAUUAUUUUUAAUUAUAAUCUUACUUCACACUAGUAUAUAUAUAUUAUAAUAUUUUAUCAUAAAACAAGCAUUUGAAAGCAUUUUAUAUUUAAGUUGCCACAAUAUAAUGCUGCUAUCUCGUAUUUAUCUCGUGUAUCGUGACUUUUAAUCGUAUUAUUUAUGAAGGAUAGAUAUGACAUUUUGAACUUCUUUAUCGACUGUGCAGCCGCGGGCUAAAUCCAGCACGUGGGGACCCCUUUCGGUCCCCCGAAGCGUGCCCGAAGGGUCUUGCGUGAUUCGCGCAAAGCACGGAAAGCAAAGCAACCAUUUCGAUUCAGGAUGGAACUGUAGUGCCGGGACCCACUCUGAGGCCUGGUAGGCAAGUCGGCACGGAUGGCUGGCUGGCUUGCUUGGAGGAGUUGCAGGAGAGUGCCAUGGUAGAGGGGCUUCCCUGGCUGCUGCUGCUUGCGGGCACAAACCGCGCUACCGCCGUCAGCAGGCAGUCUUAUUACGCCCGCACUCAACUACGCGAACUAAGUACUCUUCUUAGGCCGGAAACAUAAUAAAUAAUUAUUACGGGCCUAAUAUAACGCGUGAUUUCGGACUAUAUAUAUAAUGGUGUUCGUUUCGCGCUAAAAAUUACGAAUCUUGUACAUCUCGAAAGAUACAAGACUGUUUUUUGCAUGUUGAUCCAACGUUCGGUUCCAGCGAGGAUUCGCAUUUUUAAGUCGACAAAAUCGAUCUCGAAAUCAGUUAGAAAAUCGAGCCGAAAGACGGCGAAGAACUCUCGAGUUCGAUUGGUCGGCAAGGACCUGUUGCCUGGUCAGAGGUAACUUUAGAACGCUUUUUUCUUCGAUUCGUUGUAUCGAUAAAACAUGUUUCUGUAUGGAAAUAUUUUCUCGAUGUUCUUUUUUUUUUAAUCUUCCUUUUUAAAAGUAUAAUUUUGUUAUUUUAUCGAUACAUGCGAAUAAAAGUUUUAAAAUAAU